Grosmannia clavigera kw1407 is the source of this 288-nucleotide messenger RNA. RefSeq lists its product as uncharacterized. Gene Ontology annotation, cellular component: mitochondrial inner membrane. Gene Ontology annotation, biological process: mitochondrial respiratory chain complex IV assembly. The record is from RefSeq and is a predicted model, not a curated record. Bases 1 to 288 code for a protein of 95 amino acids. NCBI's taxonomy places the organism in Eukaryota, Fungi, Ascomycota, Sordariomycetes, Ophiostomatales, Ophiostomataceae. The transcript is spliced from 3 exons.
AUGUCUGGCGUCGAACACUCUACCUACUACGACCGUCGCCUGCGGCAGUCGCCGGCUCUGAUCCGUGCCCGCCGGCCAUACCUGGUCAAGAAUACGGUCCUGGGUCUGGGCAUUGUGGGGUUCACGCUGGGCGUGUAUGCCUACACCAUCCAUGUCGUCGGCCAGGACGAAUUUGACGACGUCCAGGUGCCCAGCGAGCCACAGCCGUCGAUCCAACAGCGCGUGCAGCAGCUGCAGCAGCAGUCGGCCGCAUUACAAGCGCCGGCACCGAUAGCCGGCAAAAAAUGA